ACCCCAGACCCAGGAAUUAACCUUUAGCACACCACCCGAUAUCAAGGCACCCCGAGGAGAUGGGCAAGGGGAGCAACCGCUCGGGUGGUUCAGGACGAUGAUCGAGCCGGUGCGUGGACAGACGCAUAUGUGGCCGAGUAUAUGUCAAGAUUGGGGCGCUAUUACUCUCGGAUCCCUCGAUGUUUCUCUUUGCGAUAUUGCAUGCUCCCCCAGUAAUCUCACGCAGAGGGGAAGCUGUUCUUAACUCGAACGCAGAAGUAUCACUUUGGGCGGCAGCUAACAAUCACUUGAAGGGAGAAUGGACUAAUAUUCAAGACGUUACAGGUCUUGCCUGGUCGAAACAACCGGACUAUGGGAUCGCACCCACCCCGAUCCUCGAUUCCUCGAUGCUUGCCCUGGGAAACAGGGCGGGUUCUAUUAUGUUUCUGAGGUUCAACAGAAACAGCGACUCUGGGGGUUCCGUCUCGUACAUCCAUACAGAACCUUUGAGUGACCACUGGAUCACGCAUCUGAGCUGGUCACCUUGGGUUAUUCAUGGUGUUGGCCAAUGUAAGGAUUCUCGUACCUAUCGCAUGAAGAGAAUCGAAGUUCAUGAUGGCGCACUGAGAAUUAAGGACAUUUUAAGUCAAAAUCAGAGGACGAGUGGCCUUUUUGUGACUUUUUCUACAUCGCUCUGA
Molecule: messenger RNA, 677 nt
Organism: Suillus paluster
Lineage: Eukaryota; Fungi; Basidiomycota; Agaricomycetes; Boletales; Suillaceae
Exons: 6
Coding region: 180-677 (165 amino acids)
Source: RefSeq, a predicted model, not a curated record